Tinamus guttatus (white-throated tinamou) is the source of this 291-nucleotide messenger RNA. NCBI's taxonomy places the organism in Eukaryota, Metazoa, Chordata, Aves, Tinamiformes, Tinamidae. The record is from RefSeq and is a predicted model, not a curated record.
AUGGCCGGGGGGGACGGAGGGGGCUCCGGCGUGCCCGAGUGCCGGGAGCACCUCUUCAAGGUGCUCGUGAUCGGCGAGCUGGGCGUGGGCAAGACCAGCAUCAUCAAGCGCUACGUGCACCAGCUCUUCUCGCAGCACUACCGGGCCACUAUCGGUGUGGAUUUUGCCCUCAAAGUCAUCAACUGGGACAGCAAGACCCUGGUGCGGCUGCAGCUCUGGGACAUCGCAGCAACUAAUGUAGAUAAUUCUGUCUGGGUGCAGACAAACAGCUUUGGAGAUCUAAAUCUUAUG